AUGGAGAAGGCAGCCGUUUCCAACGAUGGACUUGUGAUCCCUCUGAUCGACCUGAGCAAGUUUCUGCACGGCACCGAGGCCGACCGCGUGGCCACGGCCAAGGCCAUCCUGAACGGCUUCCAGUCAGCCGGCUUCAUCUACCUGAAGAACACGCCGAUCACGCCAGAGGCGCAAAAGGCUGCCUUUGCCGCCUCGGCGCGCUUCUUUGCGCUGCCGACCGAGAAGAAGGACGCGCUCGGCUGGACGACGCCGGAGGCGAACCGCGGCUACACGGCGACGGGGCGCGAAAAGGUCAGCGACCUCCACGACCGCGCCGAGGUCGCCAAGCUCAAGGCGGCCGUGCCCGACCUCAAGGAGAGCAUCGAGAUCGGCCGCGAGGACGAGGACGGCUGCCCGAACCGCUGGCCGGACGAGACCGAUCCGGCCACGCGUCCGCUCGUCGCCGGCUUCCGCCACACCAUGAACGACUUCCACGCCCAGUGCAAGGCCGUGCACGAGGAGGUCAUGCGCGCCAUCGCCGUCGGCAUGGGCCUGCCGGCCACCUUUUUCGACGCCUUUGUCGACGUCGGCGACAACACCCUCCGCCUGCUGCACUACCCCGCCGUCAGCCACGAGGUCUUUGCUCGCAACCCCGGCCAGGUCCGCGCCGGCGAGCACUCCGACUACGGCUCCAUCACCCUGCUCUUCCAGGACAGCCGCGGCGGCCUGCAGGUGCGCAGCCCCAACGGCAAUUUUGUCGACGCCACCCCGAUCGAGAACACGAUCGUGGUCAACGCCGGCGACCUGCUCGCCCGCUGGAGCAACGACACCAUCAAGAGCACCAUCCACCGCGUCGUCGAGCCGCCCACGAGCGACACCGUCCACCCCGCCCGCUAUAGCAUCGCCUACUUCUGCAACCCCAACUUCAAGAGCUUCAUCGAGGUCCUGCCCGGCACCUUUGGCACCGAGGCCGAGAAGAAGUACGAGCCCGUCACCACCGGCAACUACAUCAUCCAGCGACUCGCUGCCACGUACUAG
Grosmannia clavigera kw1407 is the source of this 1017-nucleotide messenger RNA. RefSeq names its product 2og-Fe oxygenase family protein. The record is from RefSeq and is a predicted model, not a curated record. The coding region runs from base 1 to 1017 and encodes 338 amino acids. Gene Ontology annotation, molecular function: dioxygenase activity. The transcript has 2 exons. NCBI's taxonomy places the organism in Eukaryota, Fungi, Ascomycota, Sordariomycetes, Ophiostomatales, Ophiostomataceae.